AUGGCGGCGCAUCAGCAAACCAGGAUCCAAGCCUACCUGGAGAAGAACAGGAUCGGGCCCCUGUUCGAGGAACUGAUGACCAAGCUGAUAACAGAGACUCCUGACCAGCCAAUCCCAUUUCUCAUUGACCAUCUUCAGUCCAAACAAGGGAACCGGAGUCAACUACAGAGAACAUUGUCUGGAUCUGCUGCUCUCUGGGCAGAAAGUGAGACAUCAGAAAACAAAGGAACAAGAAGAGAUUGCAGAACUUAUGAUAAACCCUGGCAGGUAAAUGCAAAGAAACCUAAAAAGUCAAAGAGUGACCUCGCUGUGUCCAACAUUUCUCCACCAUCACCGGAAUCCAAGUCAUUGCCAAGGUCAAUAGAGCAUCCUAAAUGGGACUGGCGGAGAAAACCGGAGAGCCAGGAGUUUGAUGAAUUAAAUCAUAUUCUUCAGGAGAGUAAGAAGCUGGGGAAAGCCCUUGAGAAUCUCUCUCGCAGCAUUGCUAUUUCUGAUGAACUUGAGAAGGAUGCAACAGGUUUUAAUACUCCUCUCCUAAGACCUCGUGUGAUUGGAGAAUGGGUUGGUCGUGAGGAGAAUGAUGCUGAUCCAUUGGCUGCGGAGAUGUUGCAACCUCCAGUACCAAGAAGUAAAAAUGAACAAUGGGAUAGUGAAGAUAGCAGCAGCAGUCCUGGAGGAAGUUUAAAGAUGGAGCCGAAGACCAAAGGAUUAAAACAGCAACAACAGCAACAUAAGAAGCUACUGGCUGCCAUGCUUUCCCAGGACUCUUUUGAUUCUGUUCAAAGCACAGCUCCCUCAGUGACGGAAGAAGAUAUUGACAAUGAGGAUGAUGCAAUGGAACUGCUAGAGGAUCUUGAUGAUUUAAGAAUGGAAGGAGUAACCAGUGUGAUGACUUCUGGGAGUAAAUUUAAUCAAACUCGAAGCGCACAUCCUGCUGAACCUCAGGCAAAGGUCACGUUGAACAUCUGCGCAAGGUGUGCCAGACUGCAAGGAGAUAACUUGGCAGAAACAGCAGAGGAUGUCUCACUAGUGUCUCAGACGACCGAGCAAGCGGCAUCAGAUUCCAAUGCUUCAGUGCCUGGGGCGGAAACACUGAUGGAGGAUGCUGAUGAAUUUGAGAGUGCAUCUCAAAUAACAGGACCUGAUGAAUUCUUACAUCAAUUUCAGCUUGCCCACCAACCAUGGAUAUUGCCAAGCGACACAGAGAGUGAAGGUGUGGCAGCAGAUCAAGAUAAAUGUUUGUGAAAUCAGUGGGAAUAUUGAAGAAUUUAAUUAAAACAAAAUCAUAAUUAUCAAACCUACACCUGAAGAUCUGUUUUA
This is a messenger RNA of Terrapene triunguis (Three-toed box turtle), 1320 nucleotides long. RefSeq names its product chromosome unknown C8orf34 homolog (gene CUNH8orf34). Lineage: Eukaryota; Metazoa; Chordata; Testudines; Emydidae. The record is from RefSeq and is a predicted model, not a curated record. The transcript is spliced from 12 exons. The coding region runs from base 1 to 1245 and encodes 414 amino acids.